Leptosia nina is the source of this 378-nucleotide messenger RNA. The record is from the annotation of a GenBank genome assembly. NCBI's taxonomy places the organism in Eukaryota, Metazoa, Arthropoda, Insecta, Lepidoptera, Pieridae.
AUGGCGGCUCCCGGAUCAAUUACUACUGUUCCAGAAAAGACAUCCAAAUUGGUUACGAGGCAAUACCGACUCGUUCAGGGAAUUAUUUGCUCAUGGUCAUGGGCUACACUUAUUCUCAGCACAGCAAACUUACGUCCAGUGUUCACAACAUCCGCGCGUGGAGCGCGGAUGAUCUCAUUCCAGGGGUACAAGUUCCUCAGACAGUGCGAAUCGGGGCAAAAGACCAGAUGGUGGUGCGGUACACACAAUAACCGGGGGUGCCGAGCCAAUAUACAUACUAUCGGCUCUUCAAUUGUACGCUUCAAGAAUGUUCAUAACCACCCACCUACGGUUGGCGUGACACCGAAUUAUGGGAACAACUAUGUUUAUCAGAAGUGA